ACACCAGUGUGGACUCCUUGUUUAUAUCUUCCGGGGUCUCCGUGUGUUUUAUGCGUGUAUUUUGAGGACACGUGUAAUCUAAAUAACUUUAGUUAUUAUUAACAGCCCUGAAGCAACAUGGGGAAGUUAAACGUCGUUGUGCUGAGAUAUCUCUCUCGAGAUGAUUUUCGGGUGUUGACGGCUGUGGAAAUGGGAAUGAAGAAUCAUGAGAUUGUACCAGUCAGCUUAAUUGCAUCUAUUGCGAGCCUGAGACAUGGAGGAUGCAAUAAAGUUCUGAGAGAGCUGGUCAAACACAAACUGCUGGCCUACGAGCGUUCUAAAACUGUGCAGGGAUAUCGGCUGAACUACGGAGGUUAUGAUUAUCUAGCUCUGAAGGCGCUGUCAUCUCGAAAUGUCAUUUUGUCUGUAGGAAACCAAAUGGGUGUCGGCAAAGAGUCGGAUAUUUAUAUUGUUGCCAAUGAGGAAGGCGAUCAGUUUGCUCUGAAGCUCCACAGAUUGGGAAGAACAUCUUUCCGAAACCUGAAGAAUAAACGUGAUUACCACAAACACAGACACAAAGUGUCCUGGCUUUACCUCUCCCGUCUCUCUGCCAUGAAAGAAUAUGCGUACAUGAAGGCGCUGUAUGACCGGGGCUUUCCUGUUCCAAAGCCAGUGGACUACAACAGACAUGCAGUCGUUAUGGAGCUCAUCAAUGGCUAUCCUCUGAAUCAGAUCCGGGAAAUUCAAAACCCUGCCUCGUUGUACAGUGAAGUCAUGGAGCUGAUCGUCAAACUGGCUAAUCAUGGACUUAUCCACGGAGAUUUUAACGAGUUCAACCUGAUGCUUGAUGACAGCGAUCACGUAACGAUGAUCGACUUCCCGCAAAUGGUGUCCACGUCUCAUCAGAAUGCAGAAUGGUAUUUUGACCGAGAUGUCAAGUGCAUACGAGAUUUCUUCAUUAAACGAUUCAACUAUGAAAGCGAACUGUACCCAACAUUUCAAGAUAUCAGAAAAGCCUGCUCUCUCGAUGUGGAGAUCUCCGCCAGCGGUUACACCAAAGAGUUGCAGCAGGACGACCAACUUCUCCACCCGGUCGGCCCCGAGGGUGAAGAAAACCUCAGCGGGGACGAACAGGAUAAUCCUGAGGCACCAGACGCUCCUUGUGAAGAGUCUAUUGACAUGGAUGAGUAUGAACAUGCUAUGCUGGAGCUUGAAGGUCUGAAGAUUGGGAAUGAGGCUUCUUCAGUAGAGAAACAUGCAGAGGAUCAACAUGGUUCAGACACCAGCUCAGAGACGGAGAUCAGUCCUGAGGGUGCUAACGAUUUCGUAACGGACUGUUUGAGAAGGUUGGAGAACGAUGAGGAACUUAAGGAGAACGAGGACGAAUGCCCAGAUUUGGUUGAUCUUUCCGCUUACAACAAAGAUUUUAAGCCUUUCAGGGACCAAGACAGCUUGCUCCAUGUGAAUGAGCACAGACAAAGAACGACAAGUGAAACGUCCAUCGGAAGCGUCACCAGCCAGUCCACAAUUCAUCCAUCUGUGAUCAGACAGAAAGUAAAGAAACAGCUCACGAAGCAGCAGAAAGCCGCUCAGAGGAGACGCCUACAUAAAGGAGAAGCCAACCUGGUGACUAAAGAAAAAAGAGAAAACCUGAGCAACAUCAAGAGUAGCCUGGAAGCAGCUCAGUUCUGGGGAUGAUGACCCCAGAUGACAGAUUACCACACUCUCAUCAAGGACUGGACUACAUCUGGGUGCAUAAACUUGCCCUUUAACACUCACUUGAGGGGCAUUUAACAAGCUGUACGUGACAUUAAUAAAUGUCAAGUUUAUUAAA
Molecule: messenger RNA, 1813 nt
Organism: Tachysurus vachellii
Lineage: Eukaryota; Metazoa; Chordata; Actinopteri; Siluriformes; Bagridae
Gene: riok2
Product: RIO kinase 2 (yeast)
Exons: 10
Coding region: 118-1677 (519 amino acids)
Biological process (GO): maturation of SSU-rRNA; protein phosphorylation
Cellular component (GO): preribosome, small subunit precursor; nucleus; cytosol
Molecular function (GO): ATP binding; protein serine/threonine kinase activity
Source: RefSeq, a predicted model, not a curated record